Sceloporus undulatus (fence lizard) is the source of this 1957-nucleotide messenger RNA. RefSeq lists its product as uncharacterized. The transcript is spliced from 7 exons. The record is from RefSeq and is a predicted model, not a curated record. NCBI's taxonomy places the organism in Eukaryota, Metazoa, Chordata, Lepidosauria, Squamata, Phrynosomatidae. The coding region runs from base 1 to 858 and encodes 285 amino acids. Gene Ontology annotation, molecular function: oxidoreductase activity.
AUGCUUCUGGCUAAGCAACAUCGCAGUGUGAUCAAGAUGGUGAAAAUUUUUAACGAGGAAGAAAAGACAAGGACAUCCCAUUAUGGUGGCUAUUCCCAUGAUGCUGUGGUGUAUGCACUUCAGAAAUGUGGCAUCCGUCAUAUUGACACAGCAAAGAGGUAUGGCUGUGAAUUGCUCCUGCAGAAGUCUAUCCAGGAGAGUGGGAUCAAGCGGGAAGAUCUCUGGAUAACCACCAAACUCUGGCAUAGUGACUACGGCUAUGAGACCACGAAACAAGCCUGCAUAGAGUCUUGCAAGAGACUUGGUGUGGAAUAUCUAGAUCUUUAUUUGGUGCAUUGGCCUGAUGCCCAUUUCCCUGGUAAAAGCAGCAGAGAAAUCAGAGCAGAGACCUGGCGAGCCAUGGAGGAACUCUAUGAGACAGGUUUAUGUCGAUCUAUUGGAGUAAGUAACUUUCUCAUUGAUCACUUGGAGCAACUCAGAGAAGACUGCCAGAUAACCCCACAUGUAAAUCAGGUUGAAUAUCAUCCUUUUCAAAGGCCUCAAGAAUUAGUGAAUUACUGCCGAAGAAGAAACAUUGUUUUUGAAGGCUACUGCCCACUAGCUAAAGGUGAAGCCCUUAGUCAUCCCAGCAUAAUUAAACUCGCAAAGAAAUAUGGCAGAACCCCUGCACAGAUCUGUAUACGCUGGAGCAUACAGAAUGGCAUUGUCACUAUACCAAAAUCUACAAAACCAGAGAGGAUCUGGGAAAACUGCCAGGUAUUUGAUUUUAGCCUUGAAAAAGAAGACAUGGAAUGUUUAGACUCCAUGAACGUCAACAGAAAACUGAUUCACCUUACCUACCCAUUAUGGAAGGGAUGACCGUGAACAAGAUCACUGCAGAUGGCCAGGAUUCAAAAUAAGAUGGAUUGCCCUACGUCUGUCUCCACUGUUGUUCUUAAUGCAUUCUGAGCUGCUGCAAAUGGCAGCCAUUGUUGAAUAUUGCAUGCACAAGCCAAUCUUCCUCUCAUUAAGAAAUUAUUUCAGGCAAUCAAAUGUCCCCAACUUCCUGUUAUACCAAAAGAUAUUUUGGGAAAUUGUCAGUCUGAUCUGAGUAAAAAUGAUAUUGCUGAAGACAGCUAAUGUCCUGUGAUGUUGGCCAUGAAUUUUUCCACUGGAUGUUGGUGAAAAUUAGCGAGUGUGGUGAUUUUAAAGUCUUGUCUACCAAUGAUUUUUGCAUAAAGGUAACUAAGGGCUCAUUCCAGCGAUGAUUUAAACUGAUUUGCUUAUCGGUUUAUAUGUGCCUCCUUCACACUGGAAACUAUUUCAGAACGGACUGAAUUCAGUUUGGAUCGUGGAGAUUUACAGGUGAAGCAAGACAAAUGCAAAGAAUCGCUUUUUUUGAAGACGGAUCUUUUGGUGGUUCUUUAGAAAAGAAUUGCGUUGCGUGUUCAACAAAUGUGAAUGAGUUUCGGAUCUGAAUUGCAGCGCACUGGAGGGGAGGGACUUAUAGCAGAGGGUUGUCCCAGGUUUGGGGAAUUCCACCAUUUUUCUCCUCUUAGCAUUCCGUCAAAAGAUAACUAAGGUUGCAAGAGGCAAGAAGGAUGAAGGGCUGAAGGGCUAAGAGCUGGCCUGCCUUUUUCCCUCGGCUGCCAAUGAUGCCGGCCAUGGCCCCAGGCAGGCAGAAGGGGAAACUGAAAUAAUUCGCCUGCGAUAGUGGGAACUAUGCAUCAAUAUGAAUCAUUUUAGCAACCCCAUGUCAAUGCGACUUGCAAACCGGUUUAAAUACAAGUGGGAAUGAGCCCCUAAUCAAUUUAAACAGAUACUGCUAUACAUCAUUGUUAUCCAAUUUUACUGGCAAUAAAGGUAUUUAAACUAAUGGAGCUUUCUUCAUUGAAUUUCUUUUAAUUCAAAUACUUAUAAGCAAAAGUUCCUCUGUUUAGAUAUGGUUCAGACAAGGCAGUGUCUUAAAAAGUAGACU